GGCGGGCAUGCGCAGUGGGGCGGCGGCGGCCGCGGGCGGGGCGCUGUUUACCCGCAGCCGGGCCAAGUCCGCGGCGCCGCGAGCGCGGGGCCGGCUGCCGCCGCUCCGAGCCGAGCCCGCCUCCCGCUGCCCCGCGCCGCCCGGCCCCGGCGGGGGAGGAUGCCAGACGUGCGGGCGCGGCCGGGGCGGCGGCGGCGGGGACGCGAUGGGGGCCGGCGGGGGCCGCGCGCGCUGCAGGCGGCCGGGCUGCGGGCUGGCGUCGGCCGGGGCCGCGGCGCUGCUGGCCGGGGCGAGCUGCCUGUGCUUCGGCCGCUCACUGCGCGGCGAGUUCGUGCACGACGACGUGUGGGCGAUCGUGCACAACCCCGACGUGCGGCCCGGCGCCCCCCUGCGCUGGGGCGUCUUCGCCAACGACUUCUGGGGCAAGGGCAUGGCCGAGAACACCAGCCACAAGUCCUACCGGCCGCUGUGCGUCCUCACCUUCAAGCUCAACAUUCUGUUGACGGGCAUGGACCCAUUCUACUUUCACGUGGUGAAUGUGAUCCUGCACUGCCUGGUGACGCUCGUGCUGAUGUACACCUGUGACCGAGCGGUCUUCCGGAGCCGGGGCCUUGCCUUUGUGACGGCCUUGCUGUUCGCUGUGCACCCUGUUCACACCGAGGCGGUGGCUGGAAUUGUGGGCAGAGCUGACGUGUUGGCAUGCCUCCUGUUCCUCCUGGCCUUUCUCUCCUACAACAGGAGUCUGGACCAGCAUGGUGCGGGGGGCUGUCUCCCUCCUGCGGCUUCACCCUUCUUCCUGCUGCUCAGUUUGCUUCUGGGGACCUGCGCAAUGCUGGUGAAGGAGACGGGUGUCACAGUGUUUGGAGUGUGCUUGGUUUACGACUUUUUUUCCCUCUCCCACAAGCAGGACCAGUCGUCACUGACUGCAAGCAGUGAUAGGAAUUGCCUGCUUACCAUGAGGCCAUUUUUUAAAAGGGCCAUUUUGGUCAUAAGUUAUGUCAUUGUCAUUUUGUACUUCCGCCUGUGGAUAAUGGGAGGAUCUAUGCCCCUCUUUUCAGAGCAGGAUAAUCCAGCUUCAUUUUCGCCUUAUAUUCUUACAAGAUUCCUUACUUAUUCCUACCUCUUGGCCUUCAACGUGUGGCUUCUGCUCGCACCUGUUACCCUGUGCUACGACUGGCAGGUUGGCAGUAUUCCUCUGGUGGAGACCAUAUGGGACACGAGGAACUUGGCCACCAUCUUUCUGGCAAUUGUGAUGGCCUUACUGAGCCUGCACUGCCUAGCAGCCUUCAAGAGGCUGGAGCACAAGGAAGUCCUCGUGGGCUUGUUGUUCCUGGUGUUCCCGUUCAUUCCCGCCAGCAACCUCUUCUUCAGGGUGGGCUUUGUGGUGGCCGAGAGAGUCCUUUACAUGCCUAGCAUGGGCUACUGCAUCCUCUUUGUGCAUGGGCUAAGCAAGCUCUGUGCGUGGCUGAAUCGCUGUGGAGCCACCACCCUGAUUGCAUCCACCGUGUUGCUUCUGCUGCUCUUCUCCUGGAAAACUGUGAAGCAGAACGAAAUCUGGCUGUCAAGGGAGGCCCUGUUCAGGUCUGGAGUUGAGACUCUGCCCCACAAUGCCAAGGUUCACUACAAUUACGCCAACUUCCUGAAGGACCAGGGCCGGAAUAGGGAAGCCAUCUAUCACUACAGGACCGCACUCAAGCUGUACCCACGCCAUGCGAGUGCCCUGAACAACCUGGGAACACUGACGAGAGACGUGGGGGAGGCGAAGCGCUACUACCAGAGGGCCCUGCAGCUGCACCCACAGCACAGCCGUGCACUCUUCAACCUCGGGAACCUCCUGAAAUCCCAGGAGAAAAAAGAAGAAGCUGUCGCCCUGCUGAAGGAGUCCAUUAAACACGGCCCAGAAUUUGCAGAUGCGUAUUCCAGUUUAGCCUCCUUAUUGGCCGAGCAGCAAAGAUUUAAAGAAGCCGAAGAAAUAUACCAGGCUGGAAUAAAGAACUGUCCAGACAGCUCGGAUUUACACAACAACUAUGGAGUCUUCUUAGUUGAUUCUGGCUCCCCAGAGAAGGCAGUGGCCCAUUACCAGCAGGCUGUCACCCUGAGCCCCAGCCACCACGUGGCCAUGGUGAACCUGGGCAGACUCUACAGGUCCCUGGGCGAGAACAGCAUGGCUGAAGAAUGGUACAAACGAGCCCUGCAGGUGGCCCGUAAAGCCGAGACUCUGUCGCCCUUGGGAGCACUUUACUAUAACACCGGCCGCUAUGAGGAGGCACUGCAGGUGUACAGAGAGGCUGCGGCACUCCAGCCUUUGCAGAGGGAGCCUCAUCUGGCACUGGCGCAGGUUUUGGCUGUGAUGGGCCAGACGAAAGAAGCAGAGAAGAUCACGGAGCGCAUUGUGUCGGAGGAGGCCGGAUGCCUGGAGUGCUACCGCCUCCUGUCGGCCAUCUACAGCAAGCAGGAGGCCCACAAGAAGGCGCUUGAUGCUAUAGACAAGGCCCUCCAGCUGAAACCAAAGGACCCAAAAGUAGCAUCUGAACUUUUUUUCACGAAAGGCAACCAGCUAAGGGAGCAGAACCUUCUGGAUAAAGCUUUUGAGAGCUACAGAGUGGCCGUGGCCCUGAACCCCGAGCAGGCGCAGGCCUGGAUGAACAUGGGGGGGAUCCAGCACAUCAAGGGAAAUUACGUGUCAGCAAGGACUUACUAUGAGAGAGCUUUGCAGCUGGUUCCAGACAGCAAGCUGCUGAAGGAAAACCUCGCCAAAUUGGAUCGCCUAGAAAAGCGACUACAGGAAGUUCAAGAAAAGGAUCAGACGUAGCACCACGGAGCCCAGGACCAUAGGACAGUGCUCGUGGCUUCAGAAGAGAACAGAUGACAGUACAACCUGUGAUGCUUUCCUCUCACAGCACCCCUGGCUGAAGGAUCUGCGUUGCCGUGAAGGAAGAAAAACCGCAGACAAGGCAGGAAGUUCUGAGAGGGGCAGAACUCGGCAACUACACAUUUUAUAGCUGUUCUUCAGUCUGAGUCCCUCUUUCCCUAGGUAGCAUUUCUGUGCUUUUGCCUCCUGGGGACCUAAUUCCAUUUCUUCUUUAGACUCUUAGACCUAGAAAUACAGAAGCAUUGAAAUGCUAUCAAGGAGGGCAUUUGCUCUUCAUGGAGUGAGCUGUUUCAGAAAGGGUAAAUCCUCUGAGUGAGCCGUUCAGGAAGGUGUACCAAGUGGAGGUUCAGUGAAUUCUCCUGAACCAGAAAUGAGUAUCUAAUAGCUCUUGUAGAACCACGCAGAAUAUAUGAGAAAAAGGGCUACUGCUGAGUGAGCUUUAUCUAAAUCUCCCCAAGGAUGCUAAUAGAGACCUUUUGAGGGGUAAAUUAAAUUCUGCACUGGUGCAAGUUUAUCUAUUGCCUAAUGCAAGAAAAAGGGAGCUUCUGGAGUUGUAUGAGUGUGUUUGUUCCUGCAGGAAAAGCAAGGAGCGUGAUGCCCUUAAUGUUUUACAUCAUGAGUUUUGUUGCAAAUAUUACUAGAGUAGUGGUUCUACUCUUCAGAUUUCAGAAGUGCAUUUAAAAUCAGAAAUGUUUCCACCCUCAAAUAUAUUGUUAUUUAGGUGGAGAAAGAUAGUAUAUUCUACAUAGAAAAUAUUAAAGAUAUUAACUAAGAAAUGUCCUACUUUAUUAUCUGAAUGUUUAGACAUGAUGAAUUUAUUAUUUUUUUGAAAAUAUAUUUAAACAUUGGGGAAUCUACAAUAUAUAUAGCAAAAUCUUCAUAGACUCUAAUUAGAGGGAAAAAGAGCUCUAUUUAUUUGUCUUCUUAGGCUUAGUGAGAAUUCUGUUCUUAAAGCAUAAGUGACCGAGACCUGGCAUUUGCCCUUCAUUUGUAAUUUUGAAGAUUUCAUGGAGAGUACUCUAAAAAUCUAAGGAAGAAGUCUAAAUUCAUAAUUUUAAAUAUUUAUAUUUGUAUUUAAAGGAGGAAGGAGGCAAAGUUAAACUCACAAUUUGACAUCUAUUUUUAGGUUAUUUAUUUCAUAACUUAUAAAAUAUUUAAUAUAUACUUCUUUUUUUCUCUGUACAUAGUGGUUUUAAUAGCAGCUUCCAAAACUGAGAAUAUAAGGUACAAGUCUAAAUUACAAAAUGAUUCAGCUUUAACAGUUCAAAAAAAGAUUGUAUUGAUUAUUCACCACUAAAAUUAACAGAAUCCAGGAGUAGCCACCAAAUGUUUAGGUUGGCAGUGUCUUUUGGAGGUGAAGAAAUCAGAACACCUAGUUCUAACUUGGUUGUGGUCACUGAAAACAUAGCUGGGUGUCCAAGGCACUGAGUGUGUGUUUCACAGAUGUGGGGCCACAUGGGAGAAAGCCUCCUUCCUCCCCCUGCCCUGGGCUCAGGAAAUGUGGUCCUCCCUGUACUCAUUUAUUAAAGGGAAGCCUACAUUCAUGGAAGAAAACCUCCUUGGGAAACAGUGUUGGGGGGGCUGUUUUAAAUGCAAACAAUGGCAGAAUUUGAGCAUGUGUCUGUCCUCUCCGUUAAUAACCCGAAAGUGUCCAUGUACCACCAUGAUCUUCUGUCUCUAAGUCUUCCAGUGUUACAGACUACAAAUUUGUCCAAAAUCAUAUUUUCUUCCCUCUCAAAGUAUAAUUCUGUGGCCAAAAUCAAAGAAAUGCAGUACAGUAUUUAUUGUUAAGUGAUCUCGGCCCCUAAAUUUAAAACCCCUUGCUAUAAUCAUUCAUUAUCUAUGACUUUUAUCACAGCUCCUCACAAUAGUCUGUAACCAAAAUGCCUUCUUUGGAAGUUACUGCAAAACACUUGCACCCCAAAUUCUGAAGAAAUUAUGCCUUACUUGUAGUGCUACUAAGGAAGGACUGUGUAUUUGAUGGAUAAUUAAAACAGCAAUGAUGGCCUAAACAUUGCAGAGGGAGAAAGAGUCAUGUGGCCGCAGGAGACUUUCUCAGGCUGCUUCGAGGUUUCUGACCCUCAACCCCUAUUUUCCCUCUCUCUCUCUCUGUCUCUGUCUCUCUGUCUCUGUCUCUCUGUCUCUGUCUCUCUGUCUCCUCGGCCCCCUAUUCUCUGUCAGCACACACCAGCAUCUUUUUGAACACUAAAAGUAAGCACUGUUUACAAAGGAGCAUUGUUUGUUGGAUCAGACAGUUUUAUCCUUCUUUGAAAUGAAGCCGGCGAAAUAGUUUUCUCCAUUGAAAUGGUGUCUACAACAAAAUAAAUUCCAUUUUAUUUUUCAAAACCAAGUGUAUCUUGUACCUUUGUAUUUGGUCCUUGUAAAGUGAAAUCAUCAGUGAGUUCGUCCUUAUGAGAAUACACACAGAGCUCCCUGCUGGUCGGGGCCAUGCCCGCAUGCCCCCGCAGAUGUGGGGCUGACUCCUGGCCGGGCCUCUGCACAGGCUCCAGUGUCCUGCCUCAGGGCCCCCCCUCUUAUUCUUAAUAAUGCUGAAAUUUGUGGUGCAUCCUGGAACUCUGUAAGAAGUGUUGGGUAGGAAGGAAGAUGGAGGGAGGAGUCCCUUGGUCCUGGCCAAACGCUUAAUUUGAUGCUCAGUGUCCUUUGUGACGUUACUGUGAGCAGCCGUGUUUUCCUCUCCUUCUCCUCCUGGCAGUCUGUCUUCAAUGCAGUGUGCGACUCACUCUCACUCACCUCACAGGAAUUGUAUGUGGUAGUGUAUGUACUUCAGUACAUGAAAAUGGCUUUAGCAAUCUAUUUUAUUAUUUUUAAUUUAGUUUCUAUUUAAAAAUUUUCAAAUGACUCAGAUAUUUUUCAAUUUAUUGAUGGUACUCAUCAAACUGGAUUCAGUGCUGUAACACAGACGUAUGAAACCAAAGAUGCAGAUCCUUUGGAGGGAAAUAAAAUUUUACUUUAGGGAAUACAAAGAUGAUGUUUACCAUGAAGCCUAUCACAAAGCAAGGAGGAUUGCCAACACUUGAAAUCCGACUCCCUGGAGUACUUCAGAAUCCUUAGCACAAGAUUUUGAAAUCUAUCAUAGGUAGUACCUAGUUUGCUACAGAAUUUCCCAGUACUUGGGCAGCUGCUUUCAGCCAGACUAAAUGAGCAUAUCCAAGCCUCCCCUUACAGGAAUAUCCAAGCCUGCCCACAAGAAUGCUAAACUGAGGGAAAAUGAAUGGAAAGUCUUUUUCCUAGUUUCUGUUAGACUGAACAGAGCUGCAUGUGGCGGAUACGGAGGUCUGUCCUGUCACAGUGGCACUCACUCUUAGGAAACAACCACAGAGACUUCCACACCCCAGCUUCCUGGCUGCCCUGCUGACAGCUCUGAUAGGCCCAAGAUGGACAACACUGCGGGACGGGCAGCUUUCAUGGAAGUUUCUGAGUUUUAUAGAAGAGUUUGUUUACACUUUUGGAAUUUGUUCUUUCAGUAAUAGACUGAAAUGAGCCAAAGACUUGGCAAGAGUGACGUAUAGCAUGAUGGGCUGGUGCAUUGUCGUUCUGUGAUUGACACUGGUGGCCAGGUGGUGAUUUUGUACUUGCCGCAACCAGACUGACACUAAACGGACCUUAGUUUUACAUGCAGAAUUUUCAGUUCUCUGAUGGAGAGGCAUUGCCCUGGCAUUCACACACACUAGAUAAAGCACCCAGAGUGUAAAACCUGGAGGAGGUGUCCCUGGUGUAGAGUUCAUAGCUACACCUGUGUCUUUCUGCCUGACACAUUCACAUGCACUCUGGUUAAGCAUUUCUUUUCUGUCCUCCCUUUCUGUUCUUCCUGUAUCCCUCCUUUUUCUUUUCUUUGCAGUGCUGGGAUUAAAACUUGUACCUUCUGUAGGCUGAGUCACUGUGAGCUAUACCUCCAGCUCCAGUCAGCUAUUUCUGAGCUGUGCUUGCUAGAAUCAGUUUCGGAGAAGAGACAUACACAAACAGGAACAUUUGCCUUGAUUUAUGGUGGCCUCACCUCUUAGAACAAGUAAGCCUGGAGAGCAUUAAUAAUGACAUUUAGAGCAAAUACCUACAGGUAGUCCCCCCCCCCCACAGCCUGUUUACAAAUUGCAUUCACUUCGGUUGAUUGUUAAGUGGGAAGCUCCCACAUACAGCAAAGCAGAGCUACCUAAAUGGCAACCUUGUGAGAAAAGUAUACUGUUAAAACUUGUAGUUAGGCUGCAAGUGGAAUGAAGUUUAGUGUACCAAAAAAAAAAAAAUAUAUAGGGAAAUAAUAGAAAUUUCUAUGGUUACUCUUUACGCUUUUGAUACAGAAUAGAUAUGUGGAGUUGUUCCAAAAAACAGCAUUUCCCUCAGUAUUUUUAAGUUCUUUGUUCUAAAGAAGGAAAAUAAUUAAAAGUCAUAAGAUACUUAUAGCAACCAACCAAUUCAUACCAAGAUGUGUCAUUUUUAUUACCAAGAAUCUUUUCAGUUAAAACCUUUAGGGUGUAGAAUCAGCACCCCUCACAGUUUGUGGGCAUUAUCAGUUUGUGAGUUUUGGUCACCAGUAAUUCCCACUGGGAAGAGGUGUCAACCUCCAGAGAUCUGGGACUUCCUUCCCAUUGUUUGGGUGCGCCAAAUGUGUACUUGUGUCACGUGUGGUAGAUUUCGGUGUACGUACCUCCCUUUGGGGAUUCUUUAUCUUGUUGAUACCUAGGAUGGGACCUUAGUCCAAGAAUCCAUUUAUCUGAGGUCCAGUCCACGCUUUGUCUCAGAGCUGCCAGUGUCUCAGUUCAGUCCCUCGAAGUGCUGUGCAGCCUGGGUCCCGCUCAGCCCUUCGAGCCCCCGGGGGUUGGGGGCUUGACCUCUGGGUGGACAGGGCUCUACAUGAGGAGAGCACAGUAGUGCUGCUCUUUGUUUAAAUGAUCCGCUGUGGCUGGAAUCUCACUGCAACAGGGCACGGAGACGCCCCUAAAGGUUGCUGUUCUGCCUGAGUGCUUUCACUUGACAGAGGGAAUUGCUUUUAUUCUGUAGUCUGUGCGUUUGGAAAUUCUUAGUAAUUUUGUUACUUUUGUGGGGGAAAAGAUAAUCCUUCUCCAUAAGGGAUGAAAAGAUCUGUAGAAGCCACCACUUGCUUUGGAACAUGGAAAUGAUGUGGCUUGCUGUGACUCCUGUGGGACCAGCCUUCUCAUUGUCAGGAGGAAAUGAAGUCACUUGUCACCCUUGUUCACAGUGCUCCUAGUUGUUGUUGGAACCAUUGUAUGUAACUGCGCUCCCGUCACUUUGCUGUACCCCUUAGAAGUAUAGUGUCCAUAAAGAUUUUCUCCCAUGCAGUCUGAUUAUGUAUAUUUUGCCUAGGUCUUUCCAAAGUAAAAUUUAUGUAAAUGUCUAUUUUAUAUAAAACAUGAUUUAAAAACUA
Cavia porcellus (domestic guinea pig) is the source of this 8270-nucleotide messenger RNA. RefSeq names its product transmembrane O-mannosyltransferase targeting cadherins 1 (gene Tmtc1). NCBI's taxonomy places the organism in Eukaryota, Metazoa, Chordata, Mammalia, Rodentia, Caviidae. The coding region runs from base 8 to 2812 and encodes 934 amino acids. The transcript is spliced from 19 exons. Gene Ontology annotation, biological process: protein O-linked glycosylation via mannose; RNA processing. Gene Ontology annotation, molecular function: protein binding; mannosyltransferase activity. The record is from RefSeq and is a predicted model, not a curated record.